This is a messenger RNA of Eruca vesicaria subsp. sativa (arugula), 1497 nucleotides long. Lineage: Eukaryota; Viridiplantae; Streptophyta; Magnoliopsida; Brassicales; Brassicaceae. The record is from the annotation of a GenBank genome assembly.
AUGUCUCUACUCAGUCUCCUCUUCUUCUCACUCCUCUCUCUAUCCAACUCAACCCCACUAAAAAAACCACACCCUCUUCCGAUUCUACCCCUCCCUUCCUCCCAACAGCUCCAAUGGCAGCUCGGAUCCACCGCCAUGUUCCUCCACUUCGGCCCCAACACCUUCACCGACUCCGAAUGGGGCUCCGGCAAAGCCCCCCCGUCGGUCUUCAACCCGACCCGCCUCAACGCCACCCAGUGGGUCCAAACCGCCAAAGCCUCCGGCUUCUCCCGCGUCAUCCUCACCGCGAAGCACCACGACGGCUUCUGCCUCUGGCCAAGCGAGUACACCGACUACUCCGUCAAGUCCAGCCCCUGGAGAAACGGAACCGGCGACGUCGUGGCGGAGCUAGCUUCCGCCGCCGCCGCGGAGGGUAUCGGACUCGGUCUCUACCUCUCUCCGUGGGACCGCCACGAUAGAGCUUACGGGAAGACGGUGGAGUAUAACGAGUUUUACCUGAGUCAGAUGACCGAGUUGCUGACCAAGUAUGGAGAGAUUAAGGAAGUGUGGUUAGAUGGAGCGAAAGGGAAAGGAGAGAAAGACAUGGAGUAUUACUUCACCACUUGGUUUAGUUUGAUUCAUCAGCUUCAGCCCGGCGCCGUCAUCUUCUCCGACGCCGGUCCUGAUGUCCGGUGGAUCGGUGACGAAGCUGGAGUCGCUGGGUCCACUUGCUGGUCGCUUUUUAACCGAACCGACGCGAAAAUCGGGGACACUGAUCCUCUGUACUCUCAGGAAGGUGAUGGGUUUGGACAAGAUUGGGUGCCUGCGGAGUGUGAUGUAUCCAUCAGACCGGGUUGGUUUUGGCACGCGUUGGAGUCGCCUAAACCGGUGGGGAAGCUUUUGGAUAUAUACUAUAACUCUGUGGGGAGAAACUGUCUUUUAUUGCUUAAUGUUCCUCCUAAUUCCUCAGGGUUGAUAUCUGAGGAAGACGUCAAGGUUCUUGAGGAGUUUAGUGAGGUGAAAAGAUCGAUUUUCGAUAACAAUCUCGCUCGUAAAGCCGUGGUUAACUCGAGCAGUGUUCGUGGGGGAGAGUUUGGUGCUGAGAAUGUUUUGGAAGAAGGGUUGGAUAAGUACUGGGCGCCAGAGGAGAAGCAGAAGGAGUGGGAGUUGUAUUUGGAGUUUCGAGACCCGGUUAGUUUCAAUGUGUUGGAAGUACGAGAACCGAUACAGAUGGGUCAGAGGGUAGCAUCUUUUCAUCUGGAGGUGCGGAGCGUUAAGAGCGGUAAGUGGGAGAGAGUUGUGACGGGCACGACGGUUGGUUUCAAAAGGCUGUUGAGGUUUCAGAGAUGUGAGACGCGGUCUGUGAAGUUUGUGGUGGAGAAAGCGAGGGCAGACCCGCUUAUAUCGUACCUUGGAGUGUAUAUGGAUAAGUUUUCGGAUUUGGGAAGAGACUCAUCGAAGAUAACAGUCACAAGGACACUUCAGGAGGAGCUUGUACUAAAUGAUUUCAAGAGAUAA